AUGAAAUUAGAUGGGAUGCAGCAUCCAACGACCUUAAAUUUAUUAUCCACGUUUCCGAGGAAUCAAGUAAUGAUAGUCACGAAACUGUUCGCGGCUGAAUCCGUUCAAUUCUUAUUCAAUGUGUAUGGCUGUGGAGCUGGGCAUUCGUUCUGUGGCGACAUUGAUGGAGUUCCGCUUGGACAGCGCGGAGUACUGCCAGGCCCAACACAAAUAAACCCGAGGGCGUUUCGCGGAGGCAAGGUAGCGGGGUGUUCUACUGGACCCAUGGUGUCGGGAGCGCGCGUCAACGCACCUAAGCAUCACGCGAUAAUUACCCACCCACAGUCACCUUAG
Messenger RNA from Leptosia nina, 333 nucleotides. Lineage: Eukaryota; Metazoa; Arthropoda; Insecta; Lepidoptera; Pieridae. The record is from the annotation of a GenBank genome assembly.